GCCCAUCUCUUUUUGGGUGGAGAAUUACUAAUCCAAUGGGUAUCAGAGUUUAUAAAGAAUUUUUAGGAAUUUUCCUCCUGUGUGCUUACUAUUUUUCGUCUUUAGCCUCUGGCUUAGAUAUUCUUACAGCAUCUGAGAGCAUGAAAGAUCCUGAUACUCUUAUCUCUAAUAGCACCAAUUUCACACUUGGAUUUUUCAGCCCCAAGAAUUCAUCCAAUCGUUACCUAGGAAUUUGGUACAUGUUAAAAACCAGUGUGGUAUGGGUGGCUAACAGAAACGAACCACUCACAGAUUCUUCUGGGAUUCUCAAGAUAUCUGAAAAUGGCAAUCUGGUGAUCCAAGAUGGAAAGGAACAUGUUGUUUGGUCAUCAGAUGGAUCAGAUAAUGACACGUCCCAUGUCACUUUGCAGCUGCAGGAUUCUGGAAAUCUUGUGCUGCUGAACAACAUCACAGGAAAAGUUAUAUGGCAAAGCUUCGACCAUCUUUCUGACACAACACUGCUACACAAUAAUGAUGGUUCUAAUGCACAAGAAGGUCAGAAAUUCAUGUUGACAUCAUGGAAGAGCCCUUUUGAUCCAUCCAUGGGAAGCUUUGCUGCUUCUAUUCAACCUACUAUAAUUCCUCAACCAUUCAUUUGGAAAAACAGUCACACAUAUUGGCGUGGAGGUCCGUGGGACGGUCGAAUCUUCAUUGGUAUACCCAAUUUGGACAAUCAGUAUCUCAAUUAUGGAUUCACUUCACAAAAUGUAAAUGGUACAUUCUAUGUAUAUUUUGUAUAUAUACACCAGUUACCAUUAUCAUUCUAUAAGUUGAACUUUGAAGGGAAAUUGGUAUUUAAUAGUUGGGAUGACAAUAAGAAACAGUGGGUGCCUCAAUGGACAGUGCAGCAAUCAGACUGUGACAUUUAUGGCAUUUGUGGAUCGUUUGGCAGUUGUGAUCCACUAAGAAAGCCAAUUUGUAGCUGUUUGAGAGGUUUUUUGCCAAGAAAUGCAGAAGAAUGGAAUGAAGGAAACUGGACUAAUGGGUGCAUAAGGAGGAAACCAUUGAAAUGUGAGAGAGUAAAAAAUGAAACCAGGAAUGGAUAUGAUGAUGAUGAAGAUGGGUUUGUGCAAUUGGAGAAUACCAAGGUUCCAGACCUACUAAAUGGGACUUUCACUGUAUCAGCAUUACCAGAUUGCAGAAUCCAGUGCUUGAACAACUGUUCCUGCUUAGCAUACGCCUAUGAUGCUGGCAUUGGCUGUAUGAUGUGGAGUGAAAAUCUGAUUGACAUACAAAGGUUCUCAAAUGAUGGUCUCAACCUGUACAUUCGUCUGGCAAAUUCGGAACUAGAAGAAAAGAGUAACUUAGCAGUUAUAAUUUCAAUUCCAGUGACAAUAGGAACAAUUCUUGUCGCAGCUUGUGCGUAUGUCAUAUGGAGAUGUUCCGCUAAACAUCAAGAAGAACCAUUGACAAUCAUAGACAAUGAAAUCUCUAGUGAGAUGCUAAAGGAACUACCACUGUUUGAAUUUGCAAAGCUCGCAGUCUCAACCAACAACUUUCAUUCUGCUAAUAAGAUUGGACAGGGAGGUUUUGGCCCAGUAUACAAAGGAAAAUUGCAAGAUGGACAAGAAAUUGCAGUUAAAAGACUUUCAAGUGUAACAGGACAAGGCCAUGAAGAAUUUAUGACUGAGGUAGUGGUGAUUUCUAAGCUUCAGCAUCGCAAUCUUGUGAGACUUCUUGGUUGCUGUGUAGAGGGAGGUGAAAAGAUGUUAAUUUACGAAUACAUGCCAAAUAAAAGUUUGGAAGCAUAUCUCUUUGGUCCACUCAAACAAGAUGUCCUUGAUUGGCAAAAGCGUUAUCAUAUAAUAGAAGGAACUGCUCGAGGUUUGCUCUAUCUUCAUAGAGAUUCAAGACUAAGAAUUAUACAUAGAGAUCUCAAGGCAAGUAAUGUCUUAUUGGAUCAAGAGCUAAAUCCUAAAAUAUCAGAUUUUGGUACAGCAAGGAUUUUUGGAGUUAGCAAAGAUGAAGGCUAUACAAGAAGAGUAGUUGGAACAUACGGCUAUAUGCCUCCAGAAUAUGCAAUAACAGGCAUUUUCUCUGAGAAAUCAGAUGUCUUUAGUUUUGGAGUUUUGCUAUUGGAGACAAUUAGUGGGAGGAAAAACACAAGCUUCUACAAUGAUCAGCAAGCUCUAAGUCUAAUAGGAUUUGCAUGGAAACUAUGGAAUGAAGAGAAUAUCAUGCCUUUAAUAGAUCCUAAGAUACAUAACCCACAGUUUGAAGAGGAUAUGAUGAAAUGCAUACAUAUCGGAUUAUUGUGCGUGCAAGAAUUUGCAAAAGACCGACCUACCAUGGAUUCUGUCAUCUUAAUGCUGCACAGCAAGAUUGUCAAUUUGCCUUUCCCCAAGCAACCAGCCUUCAUCAAUUGGCAGGCUGCAUUUGCAGAGAGUUCCCAAAAUCAACAAAAAUCUAGCUCCAAUUAUCAUGUCACUAUCACAAACAUCCAGGGUAGGUAGAACUAUUCGACAAACAUCCAGGGUAGGUAGAACUAUCCUGUUAUUUCACUUCUAAUCAUGUUUUCAAUGACUUCUUUUAUCACGACUAUGUAGUGCCUUUAGGAAUUGAGCAAUGUAAUAUUAACUCCUGUGUGAAAACGUAAUUGUAAAUGUUAAAUUGGCUCCUUGUAAUUCAGGCACUGCCAUGUUUCAAAAUCUAUGGAGGAUAUACUUCCAAUCAAUCCAUUCAAUGGUACAGAUAAAAAUUUAAAUAGGAAUGUAGUUCUUAGCAAUUUGCAAACCAUA
This is a messenger RNA of Prosopis cineraria, 2777 nucleotides long. RefSeq names its product G-type lectin S-receptor-like serine/threonine-protein kinase At1g11330. The record is from RefSeq and is a predicted model, not a curated record. The transcript has 7 exons. Gene Ontology annotation, molecular function: protein serine/threonine kinase activity; ATP binding. NCBI's taxonomy places the organism in Eukaryota, Viridiplantae, Streptophyta, Magnoliopsida, Fabales, Fabaceae. The coding region runs from base 36 to 2492 and encodes 818 amino acids. Gene Ontology annotation, biological process: recognition of pollen; protein phosphorylation.